CCCAAGCCAGCCCUGGAGAGGCAGGACAGCAUGAGCUCCUCCAAGAGGGGCAGCGUUGUGGGGAGGAACCUCAACCGCUUCUCCUGCUUCGUCCGCUCGGGGGUGGAAGCCUUCAUCCUGGGCGACGUGCCCCUGAUGUCCAAGAUCGCCGAGGUGUACUGCAUCGAGAUGGGCUCCAAAGGUCCCCAGUGGAGGGCGAACCCUCACCCCUUCAUCUGCUCCGUGGAGGACCCGACCAAGCAAACCAAGUUCAAAGGCAUCAAGAGCUACAUCUCCUACAAGCUGACCCCCAGCAACAUCAACUCGCCCGUCUACCGGCGCUACAAGCACUUUGACUGGCUCUACAACCGCCUCCUGCACAAGUUCACGGUCAUCUCGGUGCCCCACUUGCCCGAGAAGCAGGCCACCGGGCGCUUCGAGGAGGACUUCAUUGAGAAGCGCAAGCGGCGGCUGAUCCUCUGGAUGGAGCAUAUGACCAGCCACCCCGUCCUCUCCCAGUACGAGGGCUUCCAGCACUUCCUCUGCUGCCGCGAUGAGAAGCAGUGGAAGCUGGGCAAACGCCGGGCGGAGAAGGAUGAGAUGGUGGGUGCCAGCUUCCUCCUCACCAUCCAGAUCCCUACAGAGCACCAGGACCUGCAGGACGUGGAGGACCGCGUGGACACCUUCAAGGCCUUCAGCAAGAAAAUGGACGACAGCGUCCUGCAGUUGACCAACGUCGCCUCAGAGCUGGUGCGCAAGCACGUGGGGGGCUUCCGGAAGGAGUUCCAGAAGCUGGGCAAUGCCUUCCAAGCCAUCAGCCACUCCUUCCACAUGGACCCUCCCUACAGCUCGGAUGCCCUCAACAACGCCAUCUCCCACACGGGCAAGACGUACGAGACCGUGGGGGAGAUGUUUGCCGAGCAGCCCAAGAAUGACCUGUUCCUCAUGCUGGACACUCUCUCUUUGUACCAAGGGCUUCUCUCCAACUUCCCAGACAUCAUCCACCUCCAGAAAG
Messenger RNA from Cariama cristata (Red-legged seriema), 994 nucleotides. RefSeq names its product sorting nexin 33 (gene SNX33). The record is from RefSeq and is a predicted model, not a curated record. Lineage: Eukaryota; Metazoa; Chordata; Aves; Cariamiformes; Cariamidae. The transcript has a single exon. Gene Ontology annotation, molecular function: phosphatidylinositol binding. Gene Ontology annotation, cellular component: cytoplasmic vesicle; plasma membrane. Gene Ontology annotation, biological process: plasma membrane tubulation; endosomal transport; endocytosis. The annotation marks the transcript as partial.